AUGAUUCGAUUACUGCCCAAUUGUUCGAUGUUGCUGUUAAAUAAACAAUGUUUAAUAAAUAAUAAUAAUGAUUAUCGACAAUUAAAACAAAAAUGGUUUCCAUCAGGGAAUCUUCUAUCUUUUUAUGAUUUGGAUAAUGACAAUGAUAAAGUGUCUAUUUUCCACAUAUUAGAUUAUUUUGCAUCGUUGGAUGGUGGACAGCAAGAAAAUUGGUAUAAAUGGAAAAAAUUAUUUAUUGAUUAUCACCAUGAUAAUCUUGAUCCAUCAUUUGAUAAUGCAAAUUGUUGUACAAAAUUAUUUUUACAUUUUUUACAUGCAUCGGCUAUAUUAUUACCGACAUUUAUAGAUCGUAGUUAUAAUAAAAUUAAAUUUAAUGAACAACUUUUAGACGAAAACACUUUGAAUAAAAUGUCUGAUUUUCUAAACAAAGAAGAUGGUUAUAAAGCAUGUUUAACUGAGUUAAUUCAAGAGGAUGCCCUACUACCACUCAGCUAG
Messenger RNA from Didymodactylos carnosus, 495 nucleotides. Lineage: Eukaryota; Metazoa; Rotifera; Eurotatoria; Philodinida; Philodinidae. The record is from the annotation of a GenBank genome assembly.